Rhodamnia argentea is the source of this 1919-nucleotide messenger RNA. Its product is annotated as protein ABSCISIC ACID-INSENSITIVE 5. The record is from RefSeq and is a predicted model, not a curated record. The transcript is spliced from 6 exons. Gene Ontology annotation, cellular component: nucleus. Gene Ontology annotation, biological process: positive regulation of DNA-templated transcription. Bases 264 to 1517 code for a protein of 417 amino acids. Lineage: Eukaryota; Viridiplantae; Streptophyta; Magnoliopsida; Myrtales; Myrtaceae. Gene Ontology annotation, molecular function: DNA-binding transcription factor activity; protein binding.
GAGCUCGAUGUUUUUUUCCUCCUCCUUUUCUUGGACCAGUGGAAAGGAACUUGAUUGAGUUCACGUUCUUGAGUGUGGAGGAGUGAAGAUUAGCUGGUUUUGAUUGAGCCCAAAAGGGCAUGGGCUGCGUCCGACCGAGUGUCGAACAUCUUUAGCCCCGCUUGAGAGCUUUCUCAUCAUCAUCAUCCUCUGUUUCUUGCUUUGCUCUGCCGCACCCUCUGAUCUGAAUCAGGUAUAGAAGGAAAUCCAAUUCAGAUUUUGAGAUGGUGGUUUCAGAGUCCGAGAUUGCUCCCCCGGAAGAGGUGGAGUCCCAAUUACAAACCGAUCAACAGCCCAAGAGCCACCCAUUCUCAUCCCUCGGGAGGCAAUCCUCAAUUUACUCGUUGACCCUCGACGAGUUCCAGCACGCGCUCUGUGAGAGUGGAAAGAAUUUCGGCUCCAUGAACAUGGAUGAAUUCCUCACCAGCAUCUGGAAUGCUGAAGAAAACCAAGCCAUAAACACCUCCGGCAACAAUAACACCACAAACAACAGCUUUGAGAGCGCGGAUCAACAUGUGUCCCUGGGCGACACAUCCACCGGCCAAGGCAUAGCCAAGCAGCCCAGCCUACCCCACCAAGGCUCACUCACUUUACCCGCUCCGCUGAGCCAGAAGACAGUGGACGAGGUGUGGUCCGAGAUCCACAAGGGUCAGCAGAGCCAGCAGCAAAGCAAUAAUGUGCAGAAUCCUGAGGACACCCCUCGCCAGCCGACUUUCGGGGAGAUGACGUUGGAGGAUUUCCUGAUAAAGGCAGGGGUCGUCAGGGAACAGCACAUGCCGCAUCUGCCGCCGACUCAGCAGCAGCAGUACGGGAUGUACCAGAACAACCUGUCGAUUGGGAUUGGGUCCGGUUUCGUCCCCAGGCCCAUUAUAGGAAUGGGUGGAGUGGCUGCUAAUGCAGCGCCAUACCAGCCGAUGGCUGCUGCAAUCAGAGAGCCAUUGGUGUAUCCGGAAAAUGGGAAGAGGAACGAUGGAUAUGCUCUGGCACCAAUGCCGGUAAGUUAUGGUCAGAGCGUGGGGAACGGAAGUGGUGGCGGUGCAUACGGGCCAGGUCAAACAAUGGGGAUGGGAGCGCCGGUGAGUCCAGUGUCUUCGGAUGGGUUGUGUGGCACACCGGUUGAGAAUUCUGGAGGGCAAUUUGGAAUGGAGAUGGGGGGAGCAAGAGGAGGAAGGAAGAGGAUAAUUGACGGUCCAGUGGAUAAAGUGGUGGAGAGGAGACAGAGGAGGAUGAUAAAGAAUAGAGAAUCAGCUGCUAGAUCUAGAGCCAGAAAACAGGCUUAUACAGUUGAACUAGAGGCCGAGUUAAACCAGUUGAAAGAAGAAAACGCACAUCUCAAACAGGCACUGGCGGAGCUUGAGAGGAAAAGGAAGCAGCAGUAUCUCGAAGAGCAGAGGUUGAAAGCUCAAAGUCAAACAAGGGCAUACAGAGCGAAGGAGAAACUGAGAACGCUCAGGAGGACCAUGAGUUCACCAUUGUAAAGUGAAUUGGACAGCUCUGGAAGAGUUGAUGAGGAUCGCAACCGGGAUAGUCAGCUGAUGCCCUAGAGGAUAAGUAGGAAACUCAAAGUUCACCCAUGGUCUGUGGAGAUGCUCGGCCGUAAGUCAACCUAAGGAUGUAUCAGUCGAAGAUGUCGAUGAAAUGUUUUUCUUAUUUUGCUCUUCCCUUUUUUCCUUCUUUUGACCAUAGUUAGUGAACUGAGAGUAUGCAUGCUUUUCUAAUUGAUGUUGCUGUAGCAGUAGUAGUCAGUAAAAUAGGAUGCAGCUAAAAAGGUUCUGGAUUUGAAAGUGCAAUUUCGAAACGCUGACCAAGGAGGAAAUGAGGAUUUUGCACCUUGGGUCGUUAGUAGUCAUAUCGAGCCGAUUCUUUGUUUCAUUCAAUUC